Molecule: messenger RNA, 909 nt
Organism: Entrophospora sp. SA101
Lineage: Eukaryota; Fungi; Glomeromycota; Glomeromycetes; Entrophosporales; Entrophosporaceae
Source: the annotation of a GenBank genome assembly
AUGGUUAAACGUUGUUACAAUUGUUACAACACUACAAAUAAUAACAUCAACAAUCCUUCAUCUUACACUACUAUUAAUGUUGCCACUCCUUUAUCUGCUACAAAUACUCCUAAUACCGGUUCAAACCAAGAAAAUUUUUUGCUAGAUUCAUUUCUUUAUGUCAAUGGCAGACGUUAUCAUAAUGUUCCAACUGCAUCUUAUUGUCUACCAAAUGACAAACAAGAAAUUGAACGUUUAACUUUAGAACAUAUAAUCUAUCGCUUCAUUUGGCAUGGUAAUUUUUCUUCUCCUGUUGAUGAUGUUCUAAAAUCAUCAUUUGCAAAAAAUGAUAAAGCAAAAGUUUUGGAUAUCGGUUGUGGUUCUGGUAAUUGGUUGUUAGAAAUGGCCGAGGAAUACCCUAAUGCUAAUUUUGUUGGCAUUGAUAUUUCUCCCAUUUUCCCCAAUGAAUAUGAUUCAAAUAAACCCACAAAUGUUGCUUUUUUAAAAUUUGACGCUCUUAAAUUAAUAAGAAUUACUAAACCUGGUGGAUGGAUUGAAAUAAUGGAUAUUGAUCCUUUCCCUUAUGAUGCAGGUCCAAUUUUAAAUUGUUUUCUGGAAUCAAUGUCAGAACUAUUAUUGUCAAAAGGAAUAAAUAGAAAAAUUGUAUUUGAUAUUCCAUUGCUAUUUAAUCAGAAAUCUGAAUUAAUCACUGUUCAUUCUCAAGAACGUCCAAACCCUAUUGGUUCUUGGGGUGGCAAAAUGUUGAAAAACGUUAAAUUAAUUGUUGAUUCAUUAAAACCUUACAUAUUACCAGCAUCGGGUUUAUCUGAACAAGAAUUCCACGAGAUGAUUAAAAGUAUAUAUGAUGAACUUAACACAAAUAAAACCUUUUAUAAAUCUUAUAGACAUUUUGCUCAGAAACAAUAUUAA